AUGGAGCCUCCUUCGUCAACGAAGGGGAUGGUGGAGCAGCGACGUCGGCGUUUCGAAGACGUGCUCGCGCCGUCGGGGUCAGUGACCACCGUCUUCCCCCCCUUCUCCCUCGGCCGCCAGAGCGUGCGGGCCGGCGGCGGCACCGCGGCGUUCGAGGUGGUGGUGGAGGUGUGCCACGAGUACUACUGCCGCGCGGUGGCGGACUACGCAGCGCGGGCCGAGGGCGAGCUGUCGCUCCGGCGGGGCGACGUGCUGCAGGUGCUGCCGCCGUGGCCGCUUCCCGCGCCACCGCGUCGAACGCAUCCCCAAUCCCUCCUCCACUUCAUCAUCGUCAUCGCCAGCAUCGCCAUCGCCAUCGUCCUCGCCGUCCACUUCCACUUCCACUUCGCCGUCGUCGUCGCCGAAGCGGACGCCGCCGCCACCGCCGCCGUCGACGCGCAAGGGCGUGCUGCUGGCCCAGCGCUCAGGCCGCGGCCGUUGCCGGCACCGCCGCAGCGGCACAGCGUGGUGACGUCGGUGCUGGCCCAGUGCCAGCAGCUGGUGAGCGGGUGCCUCGAGCUUAAGGAGGCGGCGGUGGCGUGGACAGGCGCGGCCGUGGGCGUGGGCUUUUCGGCUGAAGAGUGGCAGAAGAAGGGCGACAGGCUGACGAAGGACGCCGGCGAGCUGCGAAAGAAGGCGCAGGAGCUCAAGAAGCAGUCGUCGGCCAACAAGUACGGCACGGAGGAGCAGCUCAAGAAGGACAUGCGCCUGUACCUCCAGCACAAGAAGUCCCUCGCCAACUUCAAAAACUUCACCGAGGAUUUGACGUCGCUUGUGGAGCGCUCGGUGAAGACAUCGAUCGUGACUCUGGCCAGGGACAGCCCACCCAGCGCCAAGGAGAUAGACGAAUUGGACGGGCACUUCGCCGCUGUGGCGGAGUCGGUGAAGGAACUUGUGAUGACCGUGCAGUCGUGGAACCUCAACGUCAAGAACCAGCGCCAACUGGAGAAGAACAGCUCCCCCGCGCUCUCCUACGGCAGCCUCUGCGCCAAGGCACACGCGAUGGGGUCUCAGCUGCCAGGCCUGGCCCGCACUGGCGACAAGCACGAGUUCAUCCGAACGGCCAAGGACAUGCUCAACACUCUCGACAGCAUCAGCGAGUACUCUGCAACGGCCGGCCUGGUUCACGAGGGCGUGGAGCUCAAGCGUCUCUCGCACCAACUCCUCUCAGUCACGCAGGCUGACAUCGGCAAGCAGGACUCGGCCGUGAAUGCGCAUAUCGACAAAAUGCGGGCGCUGAUCGAUGCCAGCAUCCUCGUGUUCGUAGACUCGCUCUCCUCCGCGCUCAACGCUAGCCCGGCUACGCCUUCGGCGUCGUCUGCCGACCUGGACUCGCACUGGGCGCAGCGAAGCGGCCCCGUGUCCCCGCGCGGCGCGCUCAGUGGUGAGGUCGGCAUCACGCGUGAUCGGUCGUUCUCGUCGCCGCCGACGUUGACCGAGAGUACGGGCGCGGAGCGCGAGAAGCAGGAAAAGAUGCGCAUGAACGUGAUCAACGAGAUUCUUUCGACCGAGACUGUGUACUGCACCCAGCUCAAGAUGGUGCUCGCCGACGAGCUGCUCGACUCCGACCGCCUGCUGGCCAAGCAAUUCGAGAGCUGGGCCAACCUGGUCGAUCUAUCCAAGGAAUUCCUGUACGGCGCCCGCAUUGGUCACGGACCUCAGUGGUCGUGGGCUCUGACCCUGGGGACCCUGCAGGGCUGA
This is a messenger RNA of Acanthamoeba castellanii str. Neff, 1740 nucleotides long. RefSeq lists its product as uncharacterized. The transcript is spliced from 9 exons. NCBI's taxonomy places the organism in Eukaryota, Discosea, Longamoebia, Acanthamoebidae. Gene Ontology annotation, molecular function: protein binding. The record is from RefSeq and is a predicted model, not a curated record. The coding region runs from base 1 to 1740 and encodes 579 amino acids.